Messenger RNA from Cannabis sativa, 4470 nucleotides. RefSeq lists its product as uncharacterized. The transcript is spliced from 5 exons. Lineage: Eukaryota; Viridiplantae; Streptophyta; Magnoliopsida; Rosales; Cannabaceae. The record is from RefSeq and is a predicted model, not a curated record. Gene Ontology annotation, molecular function: nucleic acid binding; RNA-DNA hybrid ribonuclease activity. The coding region runs from base 1 to 4470 and encodes 1489 amino acids.
AUGCAGAACAAGAUUGCUACACUUUGGCAACCAGGGAGAGGUCUGUAUGUGAAAGAACUUGACUCAAACCUUUUUCUAUUUCAAUUUUACCAUGAAGUUGAUAUAGAACGGGUUAUUGAGGGGAGUCCUUGGACGUUUGAUCGAGCACCUUUAAUCUUUGAACGAGUGAAGAGUGGUGAGAAUCCUAGGAGUAUACCGCUGCUGUUCGAAGUUCCCAGAGAACAGAUUGUUCAAGAGUAUAAUCUUGAUCUGAAAGCGGCACCAAGAAGAAGGAAUUAUGCUGAUGGUUCACGAUGGCUAAAAUCUGGGCUAGCAGUCAAAAGUAAUACAGAGAAGCCGCCAGAAGCAAGCAGCUUCAAUGGUGGUGGCCGAAGUCAUCAAAUCCCACCAUUCAGGGAGAAUCAAAGGGGGAGAAUUACCAUGAAUCAAGUAGCUUCAUUAAUUCACCAAGAUUUACGCUCGAGGAAUGACUCACCAAGCAUUAAGAUAGUUGACCAUAGUAAUGAAGCACAAAUCACUAUGGAAAAAUCCCUAAGUUUAAGGAAAGAUAAUACUACUGGGAUGAUGGCGCCAACUCAAUCGGAUUUGAAUUCAGGGCUGGUCUUUAUUGACAACAAAAGGAGAAGAAUGGGCCAUACAAAUGAAGUUGGGCUUAAUGAAACACAAGAAAUUGAAGUGGGCCGUGGGGGAACAAAUAAUGAUCAAGAUGUCAAUAAUAUGGAUAUUUCUCAACCAGAAACCAAUGUAGACACAGUCCAAAAUGAUGCUUCAAAAAACUUUCUCGAGGCGGGUGCUGGUGUGUUUGUGGUAGAUGCUAUUGGAGCUUCGGGUGGUAUUGCCUUACUUUGGAAAAAUCAAGAUGAUGGUACUUUGUUGGGUUAUUCAAACAAUCACAUUGACUUACAAAUAUCCAUCUCUCCUUCCACUCCGAGUUGGCGUCUCACUGGUUUUUACGGCGAGCCAAACCGCAAUAGGAGAAGUGAUUCUUGGGCUCUUCUUCAAAGUUUAAGAGAUCGCUCCUCUCUUCCGUUGUGUGUUAUAGGGGAUAUUAACAAUAUUAUUUGUCAAGAGGAUAAAAGAGGUGGGCGGCCCUACCCUCAGUGGCUUUUAACGGGAUUCCAGCAGACGUUAUUGCAUUGUGGGUUAGAGGAUUUGGAGCUACAAGGCCAUCACCAUAGAUUUCGAUUUGAAAAUUCUUGGCUAAAGGAGCCCCUUUGUUUGGAAAUUGUUCGAGAUGCUUGGUCCGAGGAACAAAAUGGUAACAUUUCUAAUAAAAUUAAGCUUUGUGUCGAAAGGUUAUUAAGUUGGGGAAAGGAAUUAACUGGUAAUCUUAAUCAACGUAUCAAGGCUUAUAAGAAUGAUUUGCAAAAACUCCAUGGUUUAAGGGAUAUCAAUUCGGUUCAGAGAUAUGAUGAGAUUAAAAAGAAACUGUAUGAAGCCCUUGAUCGAAGGGAGAGUUAUUGGAAACAACGGGCCAAACAAUUCUGGUUGAGAGAGGGUGAUCAAAACAGUAGCUAUUUCCAUAAGGCGGCGAGUAGGAGAAAGAAGAAUAAUCAAAUUACUCAGCUUAGAGAUAAUAAUGGCAACUGGGUUUCAUGGGAUUCGGGUUUAACAACGGUUGUGGCUGAUUAUUUCAAUGAGUUAUUUACUGCUUCGGGAAGUGUUUGUACUGAAGUUGUAGAUUGUGUGCCGAGUUCUGUGCCGAAUUUUGUGAAUAUGGAGCUUUGUCAACCAAUUGAGGAUGAAGAGGUUCGAAAAGCAGUCUUUCAGAUGCACCCUGACAAAAGCCCGGGACCUGACGGGAUGACACCUGCUUUUUUUCAAAAGUGUUGGCCGAUAGUGGGUAAUGAAGUUGUGAAAAAUGUUCUCUGUUUUUUUGAAGAGGGAAUCUUGGCUGAUAGUUGUGGUGAUGCGAAUGUUGUCCUUAUUCCAAAAACGAGAAAUCCAGAACGUAUGUCUGAUCUUCGUCCUAUUGCCUUAUGUAAUGUCUUGUUCAAGAUCAUAACAAAAGUCAUGGUUAACAGAAUGAAGCCAUUCAUGGAUUCCAUUAUAUCUGAAAAUCAAAGUGCUUUUAUCCCAGGUAGAUUGAUCUCUGACAACAUACUUGUUUCUUUUGAAAUAUUACACUAUCUUAAAAGGAAGCGCAAAGGAAAAGAAGGUUUUAUGGCGUUAAAACUGGACAUGAGUAAAGCAUAUGACCGCAUUGAAUGGGACUUUCUUGAGGCAAUGCUUCGGAAACUAGGCUAUGUUGAGAGAUGGGUUCAGCUGGUUAUGAUGUGUGUGAAAUCGGCCAAAUACUGUGUUAUGCAUAACAACAAUGAAGUUGGUCCAAUCAUUCCCACAAGAGGUUUCACAGCUUUACUGCGAAAAUAUGAACAAAGAGGGUGGCUUCAUGGAUGUAAAGUGGCCAAUGGUGCUCCGAGGGUGUCACAUAUGCUCUUUGCGGAUGAUAGCUAUCUAUACUGCAAGGCCACUGAAAUGGAGGCUCGUCGGAUCCAAGAAGUGCUAUCCAAGUUCGAACUUGCCUCGGGUCAAAAGGUUAACUUCUCUAAGUCCUCUAUUUUCUAUAGUGCUAACACUUUGGAUACUAUGAAAGUUAGAGUAAAUGCAUUGUUGGGGAUGACCACGGCCAUUGAAGGGAGCUUAUACUUGGGAUUGCCUAGUUCUAUGGGGAGAAAUAAGUCGGCUGCUUUGGGUUUUUUGAAAAACAAGGUAAAGAAUAGACUCUCGGGUUAUGGUACAAAGUUUCUCUCAAGGGCUGGUAAGGAGAUUUUAAUUAAAACGGUUGCACAAGCACUCCCAAGCUAUGCCAUGAGUGUUUUCUUGAUCCCGCAAGAGGUUACAAGAGAUAUUGAGGGAUUGAUGUCCAAGUUUUGGUGGCAAUCGUCGAAUAACUCUCCUAAAGGAAUACAUUGGAUGUCUUGGAAAAAACUUUGUAAACACAAAUCUAAAGGUGGAAUGGGCUUUCGGAACUUGAGAAGCUUUAAUUUGGCACUUUUGGGUAAGCAAGGUUGGAGAUUAAUUACAAAACCGGAGACGCUUGUUUCGAGAAUUUUUAAAGCAAGGUAUUACCCUCGUUUCUUCACUGCUGAUAUUGGUAAUAAUCCUAGCUAUGUUUGGCAUAGUGUUCUUGAAGCUCGUCAAUUUCUGUCUCAUGGUGUUUGCUGGUCUAUUGGAAAUGGCAAUUCUAUUUCAAUUUUGGGGGAGCCUUGGUUACCUGACACUCAAAAUCCAUUCAUCACAUCUUCACAUCCUACUCUUAUAGGUGCUAAAGUGUGCAAUUUAUUUUCCACUGAUGGUGUAGGCUGGGAUGAAGAGAUUGUUGCUGAUCUAUUUGUUCAGAGGGAUCAAGAUCUGUUACUCGACAUCCCCUUGCUGCGAGGCCAGGAUCGAGACAACAUAACAUGGAAAGGUGAAAUUUCUGGACUUUAUACAGUAAGGAGUGCAUAUAAAAUUGUCCAAGAAAUUAAUGGGGAAGAAGAUCAAGGUUCCGCUGCUGUUGAACAAUUCUGGAAGAAAUUCUGGGCUUUAAAAUUACCUCUGAAAAUGAAAAACUUGGCUUGGAGAGCUUGUCAAGGCUGUCUUCCAACCAUGAUUCAGUUGAGAACUAAGCGUGUGGAGGUGUCUUCUGUCUGCCCUGACAGCCAGGAAGAAUCGAUUUUCCAUGCUCUUGUUGGCUGUCCAGCUGCUGCACUUUGUUGGAACAGAGUGGGAAUCGGCACAGCAGCACCACAACAGAAUAAUUUUUUCGACUGGUGUGCUUUGAAGUUUCUGGUGUGUGAUGCAGAUCAGAAAAAACUCAUGGUUGCUCUUUGUUGGUCAAUUUGGAACGCACGGAAUGACAAGGUUUGGAACAACAAAACAUCAAGUGUGAAGAGUAUAGUAUUUUCGGCUCAAUCUUACCUUAAUCAAUGGCUAACUGCUCACAGUUCUAAUGUUAUUUUCCCGAGUCCUGGUCUUAUUCUAGGUGACGGAGCUGAGCAGUGGCAGCCACCACAUGAAGAUAGUAUUAAGGUUAAUGUCGAUGCUGCUUUAUUUUCCAACACAACUCAAUUUGGAAUUGGCUUUGUGAUUCGUAAUGCUCAAGGAGUUCUCAUUGAAGGAGUAACCAAGCUUUUUAAUGGCUCGGCCACACCAGAAUUAGUGGAAGCAAUGAGUGUAAAGGAAGCUUUGAGUUGGAUUAAAAGAAAUCAACUUUGCCAAGCUAUUCUUGAGACCGACUGCUUAGUCUUUAUACAAGCCUUGCGUAGUUCAAUUGAAAUGAUUUCCAUGUUUGGUCAAGUGGUUAAAGAUUGUAAGGUUUUAUUAAAAGAACUUAAAAGUGUUUCUAUCUUUUUUAUUAGGCGAUCAGCUAAUAAGGUGGCUCAUAGCUUUGCUAGAGCUUCGUUAUUCUAUCCUGAUUGCAAUUUCAAUAUGGGGUCUGUCCCAAUUGAUUUGCUGCCUUUUUUGGUAGCUGAAGUUAUUGAUUGA